Messenger RNA from Bathycoccus prasinos, 630 nucleotides. RefSeq lists its product with no specific name. Gene Ontology annotation, biological process: translation. Bases 1 to 630 code for a protein of 209 amino acids. The transcript is spliced from 2 exons. Gene Ontology annotation, molecular function: structural constituent of ribosome. Gene Ontology annotation, cellular component: cytosolic large ribosomal subunit; ribosome. The record is from RefSeq and is a predicted model, not a curated record. Lineage: Eukaryota; Viridiplantae; Chlorophyta; Mamiellophyceae; Mamiellales; Bathycoccaceae.
AUGGUGACUCCUUUGGUGAAAACGACCAAGAUCAAGAAGAAACCCAACGGGUUCACGCGUUAUCAAUCCGAUACCGCGAAGAGAGUUUCGGUACGUCUCUUUUACUCGCGCAUUACGACGACUCUCGUGGUCGAAUUUCUUCCGCGAAAAAGAAAUGUGGAGACGGAGAGAGCGCGCGAUUUUCCCUCCCUUUUUCGAGUCCGCGAAGCCCUUUGUCCUCGUGGAGUAAAAGUCUUUCUCAAAAUCGUUCGUUUUAAAACAAAUUUUCACUCCUCGCAAACUAACCUCGAUCAUCCUUCUCUCUUUCAACAACAACAGACGUCAUGGAGACGACCGAAAGGUAUUGAUUCUCGCUUCAGACGUAAAUUUAAAGGUUUGCCGUACAUGCCGAACGUCGGCUACGGUACCGCCAAGAAAGCCAAACACGUCUUGCCGAAUGGCUUCUUGAAGUUUGUCGUCAAGAACGUCAAGGACUUGGACCUCUUGUUGAUGCACAACAGAAAAUACUGCGCGGAAAUUGCCCACAACGUCUCUGCGUUGAAGAGAAAAGCUAUCGUCGAGAGAGCGGCGCAAUUGAACGUCUGCGUAGUGAACAAGGACGCGCGCUUGCGCUCCGAAGAAGACGAAUAA